UUCAUCUUCAUCUUUCACAAAUCUACAAUCUCAGCUUUAUUUUUUGUUAACCAAUAUUCGCCAUGUCGUUUUGUUCUUCAUCCCUGAAAAACACAGUUUCUGUAUCCAAUGGAUCAGAUCAAAGAGGUCAUAAUCAUCUUCUUUCCGGCGAAAUCCAUGUAAUUUUUGGCCCUAUGUUUGCCGGUAAAACUACUGCUCUUCUUCGCCGCGUCAAUUCUGAAUCCAAACUGGGCAGAAAUGUGGUGAUGAUCAAGUCAAACAAAGAUACGAGGUAUGCAGUAGAUGCAGUGGUGACACACGAUGGGACGAAAUUUCCAUGUUGGUCAUUGCCUGAUCUAUCAUCUUUCAAACAUAGAUUUGGUCCAAAUGCAUAUGAAAAGGUUGAUGUGAUUGGCAUUGAUGAAGCUCAGUUUUUCGAAGACCUUUAUGAUUUCUGCUGCAAUGCUGCUGAUAUUGAUGGGAAGAUUGUAAUUGUUGCUGGCCUAGACGGUGAUUACUUGAGGAGGAAAUUUGGCUCAGUCCUUGAUAUUAUUCCAAUUGCAGAUACAGUUACAAAGUUAACAGCAAGAUGUGAAUUAUGUGGCAAAUGCGCAUUUUUUACCUUGAGAAAAACCGAUGAAAUGCAGAAGGAGCUUAUAGGUGGUGCUAAUAUGUACAUGCCUGUCUGUCGACAACACUAUGUCAAUGGAAAGUCCAUCAUGGUAUCCGUGAAAAAGGUCCUCGAAUCUCAUCAAAUGCAGGUUGAAUUAGUUAUAGAGAAACCACUAGUUGCUUAGUAACACUUCUGGCUUGUGUGUGUGUAUACAUAUAUAUAUAUAUAUAUUUCCAUGUGUUCAGUUUGUUUCAAUUAUCAAUGUUAAGAUGUUAUUUGUUCUGUACAAUAUAAAACGCCAUUCAGUGUUUCAUUUAG
This is a messenger RNA of Solanum tuberosum (potato), 910 nucleotides long. Its product is annotated as thymidine kinase-like. Lineage: Eukaryota; Viridiplantae; Streptophyta; Magnoliopsida; Solanales; Solanaceae. The transcript has 4 exons. Gene Ontology annotation, molecular function: thymidine kinase activity; ATP binding. Gene Ontology annotation, biological process: thymidine metabolic process. The record is from RefSeq and is a predicted model, not a curated record. Bases 63 to 776 code for a protein of 237 amino acids.